AUGGAAAAUUCCAACGUGCACGUCUCUCCCCAGACAGGGGCCAUGGCCGAACACUUUAAAGAAGUAAGCAGGUGUCUCGUGUGCCUGGCCUACCUCGAAACGCCCAUGUACCUGAAAUGUGGCUACGUCUGCUGCCUGCGGUGCCUGGAUUCCCUGCAGAGGGAGCCCGACGGGGCGGGCCUACUGUGCCCCUCCUGCUCCGUGGUCUCUCAGAAGGAGGACAUCAGGCCCGGAAGCCAGCUUGGGAGGCUGGUUGCAAAGAUCAAGGAGUUAGAGCCCCAGCUGCGAGCUGUGCUACGGAUGAACCCAAAGAUACGCAAGUUCCAAGUGGACGUGACCUUGGACGCUGACACGGCCAACGGCUACCUCGUCAUUUCUGAGGACCUGAAGAGUGUCCACUGCGGGUAUUCCAGACAGAACCGGACGCCCCGGGCCGAGAGAUUCGACUAUGCCCUCUGUGUGCUGGGCUCCCCUGGGUUCUCCUCUGGCCGCCACUAUUGGGAGGUGGACGUGGGGACCAGCAAGGAAUGGGACGUGGGUGUUUGCAGAGACUCUGCUCAUCGGCAAGGGCCGGUUCUGCUGUCCUCAGAGUUUGGCUUCUGGACGGUGGGUCUGAGGACAGAUCUCUUCCAAGCCGGCACCAUGCCAGUGACUGUUCUCUCGGUGAGCCCCCGGUUACACCGCGUAGGGGUCUUCCUGGAUAGGAAUUUUGGCACAGUUUCCUUUUACCACGUUAGCGACGGAUCCCACAUUUUCACAUUCACUGAAAUUCCUGCCGCGGAGACGCUGCGUCCGUUUUUUGCUCCUGGGAAUCCGACCACGGACGGGCAAGAAGUCCUGAGAAUCUGCCCUGUGAGGAGCCCAGGCGUUGCCAGCAACCCAGCGGGUUCUGGGCAGAACAAACGAACCUCCGAUGCAGAACAUUUGUAGAGAAUUCCGUGUGCUCACAGCCGGAGCCGGGAACUCUCCUGCGGGUUACGUGCGUGGUGCAGACGUGGCGGGAAAACACGCAACGGCUGGUGAAUCGUGAACGCUAAUUACAUGAAAGCAUUUAAGCGUCAGCACA
Messenger RNA from Lynx canadensis (Canada lynx), 1066 nucleotides. It is a transcript of the gene RFPL4A, whose product is annotated as ret finger protein like 4A. Gene Ontology annotation, molecular function: protein binding. The record is from RefSeq and is a predicted model, not a curated record. Lineage: Eukaryota; Metazoa; Chordata; Mammalia; Carnivora; Felidae. The transcript is spliced from 2 exons. Bases 1 to 930 code for a protein of 309 amino acids.